AUUCCUAUGUAUGUUUGAUCAAGUAAGGUGAAGAAGAAAUCCCCCGCGUCCUGUCCAGUGUAGUUGUUUAGAGCAGCGUGAAAAUCACAUAAAUAUUAUAAAAAUGUUGCCUCUUUCGUUGCUGAAGACGGCCCAGAACCACCCGAUGCUGGUGGAGUUGAAGAACGGAGAGACAUACAACGGUCACCUGGUGAGCUGUGACAACUGGAUGAACAUCAACCUGAGAGAAGUGAUCUGCACCUCCAGGGACGGAGAUAAGUUCUGGAGGAUGCCUGAGUGCUACAUACGCGGCAGCACCAUCAAGUACCUGCGCAUUCCUGACGAGAUCAUCGACAUGGUCAAGGAGGAGGUGGUGUCCAAGGGCCGCGGCCGCGGAGGAAUGCAGCAGAACAAAGGCCAGCCAGGCAAAGGUCGUGGGGGUGGAGCCGGCAGAGGUCUGUUUGGCGGCCGUGGCAGAGGGAUGCCUGGUGGCGCUGGCCGGGGUCAGAUGCAGCCAGACAAGAAGCCUGGCAGGCCCCAGGGGGGCAUGAAAAACCAGCACUAGAGUGCCCUGCUCUCCCAACAGGUCUGUCAGACACCCAUCACCAUCACCACCACCACCAACGGCUGGGAGGCUACAAACCGAGGCCCCGGUAAAGGCACUUCUCUGAACCACAUCACUCUUCCACCAUUAGCGGUUAGCCCUUAGCUGGAAGAGGUUAGCGGCUAACUCCCGCUGACAUGGAAGAUUUGCAAAUAAACAAAAGCACAGUCAUUGUUUCCUUGAGAGAUUUUGGGAACACUUGCUAGACAGCCUUGUUCCACCGUAGGAACCCAUGAAGAUGCCUAGUACAUCAGUUUUAAUACUUGGCUCAUGGAAAAGUCAACAGCUGUUUGGAUUUAAUUGUGUUGUUGGUGUUUGCCAAGUACAUCUUACGUUAUAUGAUCUCUGAAUGACUUUCUGUUCAUGUUUAGUCCAGGUGCUACUGCUGUCAUUCGAUUUAUGUUUGCUUUUUUCAAACCUGGGUAUCCUCCGCAAGAAUCUCCGCCUGAACUUCCAGUGGUUUCUUUGAA
This is a messenger RNA of Gadus chalcogrammus (walleye pollock), 1053 nucleotides long. It is a transcript of the gene lsm4, whose product is annotated as LSM4 homolog, U6 small nuclear RNA and mRNA degradation associated. Bases 104 to 544 code for a protein of 146 amino acids. The record is from RefSeq and is a predicted model, not a curated record. The transcript is spliced from 5 exons. Lineage: Eukaryota; Metazoa; Chordata; Actinopteri; Gadiformes; Gadidae. Gene Ontology annotation, cellular component: U6 snRNP; P-body; spliceosomal tri-snRNP complex. Gene Ontology annotation, molecular function: U6 snRNA binding. Gene Ontology annotation, biological process: spliceosomal snRNP assembly; nuclear-transcribed mRNA catabolic process; mRNA splicing, via spliceosome.